CCAUCAAACAACCCGUUGUACUGAAUAAACUAAAAAAAAGAUCCAGUUAGCACGCGCCAUAUUUUUCAGUUUAGAUUUCGAAAAGCAAAAUGUCAAUAAUACGCAUAAUUCAAGAGUCAGAUUUGAUGAAUAAUAGGUCGAUGUUUUCGCUAAAGACGGUUAAUACCGAGUUGGGGAAAAUGGACGAGAUCAUCAAAGAAAAGGAUGUCAUAAUACAGAAUAACUGCGAGAGAAUUCAAGAGAUGGAGGCCCAUAUCGUCGAGCUUGAGGGAUCCCUCCAAAAAUCGCUGCGGGAAAAACGGGACGAUGAGAUACUCGUGAAGUACAACAAAUUUAUACACGACAUCAUGACCAAGCACGAAACCGUUAUGGCGCAGAGGAACGUUAUAUGCGACCACUUGGCCUGUCUCGAGACCGGAUUUGCCGAUUUGGUGACGAAGUACGAGCGACUCAAAACGAUUCUGGCCGGGUACCAAGCGAACCAGGCCGUUUUGGUGGAUAGGGUCACCGAGCAAGUCGGCAACAUCGAAGUGCUGCAACAGAGGUAUGACAAACUGAAGAGCCACACCAACGACAAGCUUCGUGAGGCAAACGCGCACGUUGCGAACAUGCAUAGAAAACACGCGGAGGAAAUUGCGAGCGUUAAAAUUCAACUGCAAGGACAGAAGGACAAGAUUACCGAAUUGGAACAGAGUCUUGCCGAUUGUCGCGGUGAAGCUCCGGUAAAGAAGAAAUUAUUGCCGUCCAUCAUUAAUACGUUUAAGUUUUAUUGAACGUACGUUUUGUUGUUAUUAAUUAAUAAAAGAAACGUUAUUCGUA
Messenger RNA from Photinus pyralis (common eastern firefly), 819 nucleotides. RefSeq lists its product as uncharacterized. Gene Ontology annotation, biological process: mitotic spindle organization; cell population proliferation. NCBI's taxonomy places the organism in Eukaryota, Metazoa, Arthropoda, Insecta, Coleoptera, Lampyridae. Bases 90 to 773 code for a protein of 227 amino acids. The record is from RefSeq and is a predicted model, not a curated record. Gene Ontology annotation, cellular component: cytoplasm. The transcript has 2 exons.